UCUUCUUCGUCGUCUUCAUAAUAUGCCGUUCAUGAAACCAACGCUAAGUCGAUACUCUCUGUCUCUGUUUUCUUCUCCGACGUAGCGAAAAAAAAAAAAGAAAAAAAGAUGAGAGGUUUCGAUCAUCGUCGUCGUCUUCAUCCUCUGCUGCUGCUGCAACUGUACGUCGUUUCGAUUUUCGCGCUUUUUCUCACACCAUGCUUCGCUUACACUGACAUGGACGUACUCCUCAAGCUCAAAUCCUCCAUGAUCGGACCCAACGGCUCCGGCCUCCACGACUGGGAAUUCUCCUCUUCUCCGGCGGCUCACUGCUCCUUCUCCGGCGUCUCCUGCGACGUCGAUGGUCGCGUUGUCUCUCUCAACGUCUCCUUCACUCCUCUCUUCGGCACGAUUCCACCUGAUAUCGGGAUGUUGAACCGUUUGGUGAAUCUGACCUUGGCUGCGAACAAUUUCACCGGUAGAUUGCCUUUGGAGAUGAGGAAUCUCACCGCUCUGAAGUUCCUCAACGUGUCGAACAACGGCAAUCUCACCGGGAACUUUCCCGGCGAGAUUCUCACGGGGAUGACGGAGCUUGAAGUACUCGAUGCGUAUAAUAACGGCUUCUCCGGGAAGCUCCCGCCGGAGGUCCCGGGGCUUAAGAAGCUGAAGCAUCUCUGUCUUGGCGGGAAUUUCUUCGAGGGAGAGAUUCCGGAGAGCUACGGGCAUAUCGAGAGCUUGGAGUUUCUAGGUGUCAACGCUAACGACCUCACCUGCGAAACGCCGUCGUUUUUGUCCCGGCUGAAGAAUCUGAGAACCUUGGUCAUCGGUUACUUCAACAAAUACACGGGAGGAAUUCCGCCGGAGUUCGGCGAGUUGACGAAGCUCGAGUACCUCGACAUGUCGAGCUGUACCCUCACCGGCGAGAUACCGGCGAGCUUGGGGAAUCUGACGCGUUUGCAUACUCUGUUUCUUCAGAUCAACAAUCUCACCGGAAAAAUUCCGCCGGAGCUUUCUGGAAUGGUGAGCUUGAAAUCAUUGGAUUUAUCCGCCAACCAACUAACUGGAGAGAUCCCACAGAGCUUCUCCACUCUCCGGAACAUCACUCUGAUCAAUCUGUUCACGAACAAUUUUUACGGUGAAAUCCCAUCCUUCAUAGGAGAUUUCCCGAAUCUCCAGGUUUUCGAGGUGUGGGAGAACAAUUUCACGUUCGAGUUGCCCGCAAAUCUCGGCCGGAGCGGGGAGUUGCAGAAGCUCGACGUUUCUAACAAUCAUCUCACCGGAUUGAUUCCUAGGGAUUUGUGCAGGGGCGGGAAGUUGCAGAUACUGAUUCUCUCGAACAAUUUCUUUUUCGAUUUAAUACCGGAGGAGCUUGGCGAAUGCAAGUCUCUGACCAGAGUGCGGAUCGCGAAAAACCUACUUAACGGUACGGUUCCGGCGGGAUUCUUCAACUUGCCGGCGGUGACGAUCAUUGAACUCACGGACAAUUUCUUCUCCGGCAAAUUACCUGCCGGGAUGUCCGGUGACCAGCUCGACCAGAUCGACCUCUCGAAUAAUUGGUUCGCCGGCGAGAUUCCUCCUUCAAUUGGCAAUUUCCCAAAGCUCAGGAAACUAUCCAUGGACAGGAACCGAUUCCGCGGCGAAAUCCCCCGAGAAAUAUUCGAUUUGAAGCAUCUCUCGACGAUCAACAUCAGCGCGAACAACAUCACCGGCGAAAUCCCUCCCUCCAUCACACGCUGCACCUCCUUGAUCUCCGUCGAUAUUAGCCGUAACAGUCUCGCCGGCGAAAUCCCCAACGGAAUCGUGAAUUUGAACAACCUCGGCAUCCUGAAUUUGUCCAGGAAUCAACUCACCGGCCACAUCCCCACCGAGAUCGAGAACAUGACGAGCUUAACCACUCUCGAUCUCUCCUUCAACCUCCUCACCGGAAAAGUCCCAGUCGAUGGUCAAUUCAUGGUCUUCAACGACACAUCCUACGCCGGAAACCCACACCUCUGCCUGCCCCACCACGUCGCGUGCCCGUCACUCGCCGGCAAAGCCGCUGGCGAGGGUGAAACGUCGUCGUUCUCAGCCUCGAGGGUCGUAAUCACGAUUAUCUCCCUAAUCACAGUCUUAAUGGUGAUUAGCGUAACGGUCUACAAAAUCAACAAGAGAAAGCAUCAAAGAUCAUGCGCGUGGAAGUUAACCGCGUUCCAGAGACUAGAGUUCAAAGCCGAGGACGUACUCGAGUGCCUCAAGGAAGAGAACAUCAUAGGCAAAGGCGGGGCUGGGAUCGUAUACCGCGGGUCCAUGCCAAACAACGUGGACGUUGCGAUCAAACGCCUCGUGGGCCCGCGCGGGACUGGCCGCAGCGACCAUGGGUUCGCGGCCGAGAUCAAGACGUUGGGACGAAUCAGGCAUCGCAACAUCGUGAGGCUGCUCGGGUACGUUGCGAACAAGGACACGAACUUGUUGCUUUAUGAGUACAUGCCCAACGGGAGCCUUGGGGAGCUAUUGCAUGGAUCGAAAGGCGGACAUCUUCAAUGGGAGACGAGGUAUAGAGUUGCCGUUGAAGCCGCCAAAGGGUUGUGUUAUCUUCACCACGAUUGUUCGCCAUUGAUAUUGCACCGUGAUGUCAAGUCCAAUAACAUAUUGUUGGAUUCCGAUUUUGAGGCACAUGUUUCCGAUUUUGGGCUCGCUAAGUUCUUGGAAGAUGGAGCUGCUUCCGAGUGUAUGUCGUCCAUUGCUGGAUCCUACGGAUACAUCGCCCCAGAAUAUGCGUACACGUUGAAAGUGGAUGAGAAGAGCGAUGUGUACAGUUUCGGAGUGGUGCUAUUGGAACUGAUAGUAGGGAGAAAACCCGUGGGAGAGUUUGGUGAUGGGGUGGACAUAGUGAGGUGGGUAAGGAACACGGCCGCCGAGAUACCUCAACCGUCGGAUGCGGCCACGGUGAUAGCGAUCAUCGAUCCGAGGCUUUCGGGGUACCCGAUAACGAGUGUGAUUCACGUGUUCAAGAUCGCGAUGAUGUGCGUAGAGGACGAGGCCACGGCUCGGCCGACCAUGAGAGAGGUCGUCCAUAUGCUCACCAACCCUCCUCACUCUGUUACCAGCUUCAUCACUUUCUGACUUGACGAAGCAUGGACCAUGUUUCUCCCUUUUAUGCUAAAUUAAUUUAAGAUUUGGAAGUGGUUAUUAUCAUAGUUUUGGUCGGUCCAUGUGAAAUACUCGGUAUUGUUAUACAUAUUUAUAUUUCAGUUUGUAUA
Molecule: messenger RNA, 3218 nt
Organism: Tarenaya hassleriana
Lineage: Eukaryota; Viridiplantae; Streptophyta; Magnoliopsida; Brassicales; Cleomaceae
Product: receptor protein kinase CLAVATA1
Exons: 3
Coding region: 109-3081 (990 amino acids)
Biological process (GO): protein phosphorylation
Molecular function (GO): protein kinase activity; ATP binding; receptor serine/threonine kinase binding
Source: RefSeq, a predicted model, not a curated record